AUGAAGAUUCAAGCCUAUACAUGGAUACUGCUAUUCUUCAUCGUUGGUUCAAAUACAGUACAAGGCUUACUACCACCAUCUCCCUCCAACAAGAUUGCUGUCCAUCAUCAUCAACAACUCUCGUCACAUCAUCGUCUAGCAGCCAAUGAACCGAUAAAAACCCACAGGACAGUCGAAACUUCUGAUGCUUCACCAAACCAGAUUCCUCAGUCAAGAAAUCGCGCUUCAUCAUGGUUUGCAGCAGCCUAUUUCUUUGCUGCAUGUACCUUUGCCUGGUGUGAACCCAUGGCUGUCUUGGCUGAAAUUACAACAACAACAACAACAACAACAACAACAACAACGGAUGCUGCUGCUUCCACUUCAUCCUGGACUCAAAAGGUGGCGUCGUCCUUAAAGGCACCUACCGAAGACUCACCACGGAUCGAAUUGCCAAUCAUAUCGGGAGCAAGCCAACAAGGCAGUAGUACUCCGCCACCAUUGUUUCCCAAACCAGGAUCAUCCAGCAAUAACAACAACAAACAACCAUCCAAGAACCCACCCCCGUGGCGGGUCCAAGGUUUAGUGUCGUUGGAAAAUCCACGGAUCGAACGUCCCUAUGGCACUGACUUCAUGAUUGUCCAAGUUUUGAAAGAGGCUCCUCCAAAAGAACCAUAUGCUGUUACCGAUGAUACCAAAAAGACUGUACUGGGAGGAGCCAAGAUCCAAGUUGGAAAAUUUAGGUUUCCAAGCUCGAUAACCUUGGGAUUGGAGAAUGCCAAGGUACAAGACAAUUGGAAAAAAGUGGCGUCGACUAAAGACUUGUGGCUGGAGGUUACCAUUUGCAAGGAAGAUUCGGCCAAGUUUCCAUGUGCUCCAGAGGAACAACGCUACCGUGCUGUGGCUUUUUCAAAACUCUUCAAUUCGCCUCAAAUCAGCGAGAGCAGCGAAGAUGCCGCUGCUAUUCGGUUACCAGCCACAAUGAUACUGGAAAGAAUAAACAAUGCAGAUGAUGAUUGA
Messenger RNA from Cylindrotheca closterium, 996 nucleotides. NCBI's taxonomy places the organism in Eukaryota, Bacillariophyta, Bacillariophyceae, Bacillariales, Bacillariaceae. The record is from the annotation of a GenBank genome assembly.